AGGAGUUGAAAUGACAUAGAAAAGUCUUCAAAGUGCUGACUGCAAAAUGAACUCCUUCCACUUGAUGCUGAAAGGAGGUCAACUGAAAUUCCAAGAAUGAUGGUCAGCUCAUUGCCAAGUUACAGGAAAACCACAUACAAGACAACUAAAUAAAGACUAUGCAAAAGAUGACAUCUAUGUUUUUGCUCAUUGGUCAUCUCAUUCUACUGAUACCUCUGUUCAGUGCUGAAGAAUGCGUUAUUUGUGAUUACUUUGUGCUUGUUGGAGAGCCUACAGUUAUUAGUUGCCCAGUAAUUACAUUGCCAGUGCUUCACUCUGAUUACAAUCUGACAUGGUAUAAAAAUGGUAGUGCUACACCAGUAACCACAGAGAGAGACGCCAGGGUCCAUCAGCGAGGGGGCUUGCUUUGGUUUAUUCCUGCAACGCUGGAAGAUUCUGGACUUUACGAAUGUGAUGUAAGGAGCCUUAACCACUCGGACCAAAAAACUGUACAUUUAACAGUUUUUAAGAAUGAUAACGGUUUGUGUUUUAACGGAAAAAUGAAGUUUGAACAAAAAGUAACGAGCGCAAAUACUGGAAAGAUUAUAUGCCCUGAUCUAGAACACUUUAAAGAUGAAGACAAUCAGCCUGAAGUACACUGGUAUAAGGAGUGUAAGCCUGGAUUUCUUGAAGACAAGCGACUUCUUUUGGCAGAGGGUGCAAAUGCUGUCUUCAUUCACAAUGUAACUGUACAAGACAGAGGAAACUACACAUGCCGUAUGGUAUACACAUAUAUGGGAAAACAAUAUAAUGUUUCACGAACCAUCAGUCUAGAGGUUAAAGAAGGACCACGACGGAUGAGACCAGAGUUUAUUUAUCCGAAGAACAAUACAAUUGAAGUAGAACUUGGCUCUCAUGUAGUUAUGGAAUGUAAUAUAUCAAGUGGCAUAAAUGGCUUGAUUCCAUUCUGGCAAGUUAAUGAUGAGGAUGUUGAUAGCUUUGAUAGCACCUACAGGGAACAGUUUUAUGAAGAGGGGAUGCCUCAUGGUCUUGCUGUAUCUGGAACAAAAUUUAACAUCUCAAAAGUGAAAGUAAAGGAUUAUGCUCAUAAAUUUUUCUGUCACUUCAUAUAUGGUACUGAACAAUUUACAGCCUACAUCAAAUUGGAACGCCCAGCUCAGAACAUUCAGUGUUACUUAAUUGGAGGAGGAGUUUCUUUGGUAUUUUUAGUAUUUUUUACUCUCUUUAUCUACAAGAUCUUCAAAAUUGAUAUUGUGCUUUGGUAUCGGGACUCCUGCCAUCCUUUCCUGGGUAAAAAAGUUUCAGAUGGGAAGAUCUAUGAUGCUUACAUUCUGUAUCCAAAGAACAGAGAGAGCUGCUUGUACUCAUCAGAUAUUUUUGCUCUGAAGAUACUGCCAGAGGUCUUAGAAAGACAGUGUGGAUAUAACCUCUUCAUAUUUGGGAGGGAUGAUUUACCAGGAGAAGCUCUGAUCAGCACUGCUGAUGAAAAAAUCCGUCAAAGCAGAAGAGUGAUAAUUGUUUUAGUACCAGAACCCUCCUGUUACAGUAUUCUAGAAGACGUGUCUGAAAAGCAGCUAGCCAUGUAUAAUGCUCUUAUCCAAGAUGGCAUUAAAGUAAUUCUCAUUGAACUUGAAAAAAUACAAGAUUAUGCAACCAUGCCAGAAUCCAUCAGAUAUAUUAAGCAAAAGCACGGGGCUAUCCGAUGGAAAGGGGACUUCUCAGAAAGGUCUCACUCAGCACGUACCAGAUUCUGGAAGAAAGUGCGCUACCACAUGCCAUCCAGAAAAAAUGGAUCUUCAUCAGGAUUGUGCUUAUUACCAAAAGACUUUAAUUCUCCCUAAAUAACAAAGGAAAAAUGACACUUAAUGACUGAUUCAAUUCACAUAGUUGGUGAUGGAUUGACUGAAGGUCCCAUGUAUCUGUUUUGUGCAGACAAUCUUACCCAAAUUUUCUGUAUUGAAGGUACUACAACUUCGUCUGCAGAUGUGAAUCAUUUUCU
Messenger RNA from Pygoscelis adeliae (Adelie penguin), 1999 nucleotides. Its product is annotated as interleukin-1 receptor type 1-like. Gene Ontology annotation, molecular function: interleukin-1, type I, activating receptor activity. The transcript is spliced from 12 exons. Lineage: Eukaryota; Metazoa; Chordata; Aves; Sphenisciformes; Spheniscidae. The coding region runs from base 159 to 1841 and encodes 560 amino acids. The record is from RefSeq and is a predicted model, not a curated record. Gene Ontology annotation, biological process: signal transduction; regulation of inflammatory response.